GGGGGUGGGGGGCCCACAGCGGGGGCCACCUCUGGGAGGGGUUUCAAGGCAAGCAGGCCCAGGCGGAGGCCGCCCUUCUGCAAACCCAGCUGGGCAGCUCUGGCUGGUGUGCUGGCUCCUCAGGAGCUGGGCCUCCUCCUCCAUCAAGUCCCUGCCCACCCUGGGUCUGAACACUGGUCCUGGGGCGCUGCAGUAGGAGCCCCGCCCCACCCUGCCCGGGUCUGCAGUGCAGGGUCAGGGCCCAGGUAUUUCCUUCCCCUGCAGGCCCUCCGAGGGCAGGCUGCACAGGGCGGGUGUUUUUUGUAGUUUAGGCCGCCAGGCAGGCACCAUGCACACAGCACAGUUCACCAGGCGGGGACCCGGGGCAGGCUCCUCCCCUCCCUGAAAACGACGGGACCCCAGCGAGUGGCAGGCCCUGUGCUGUUGCUUGUCCACACAGUCCAAAGCAAUUUCAGGGGGAUGGGUUUUGAGAGCAAAACUAUGGAGUUGACGGGACCUUCCCAUGAGAUGCCACGAAGCGUCCACGCCAUCCAGGACGCCUGUGGUGACACUUUGGCCACCUGGUCAGGGUUGGUGUAGGGUGCAGGCUGCAAGGGUGCUCUCCCUCCCUCCCUCCCACACCCUCUGAAGCCAGGUUACCAGGUGCAGCCCGCAGGUAGGGCUGGGGGUAAUGCUCUCCUCCUCCAGUACAGGGUGUCCACUCGGCUGCUUUGGACUGACUGCACGAGGAGCUGUCGCCUGCCCCUUGUUUGGUUAUCCAGUUAUUCAGUCAUAUCUCUUGGCAACCUAUGAGCCAGUCUGUAAUCUGUAACACAAGACUUCUCGAUUUACUUCACUCCUCAGAGGGACCCAGUCCCCGGCACCGGGCGCCCGACACGCAGGUGCUGCACCCCCAGCCUUCCUCUCACUCUACGGUUGCCUCAGGCUCCUCUGUGCAUUCCCAGCCCCAGCCCUAGGGUCUGCCCAUUCCCCACCAGGGGUUCCUGAGUCCUGUGAUUGGGAGUGGAGGUAGGAACCAAGGCCUGGGCCCCAGGUGGGCUCUUGCUCCUAGGGUGUUUUUACACUGAGGCCUUUUCAGGGGCCAGAGCAAAGGUGUGUGUGUGAACCCAGGUGCAUCCACACGUCUGUAUUUUCUGUGAAACCACCCACGUCUCUAGCCGGGCGUGGUGUCACGUGCCUGUAAUCCCAGCUACUCAGGAGGCUGAGGUGGUGAAUCGCUUGAACCUGGGAGGCGGAGGCUGCGGUGAGUGUAGAUCACGCCAUUGCACUCCAGCCUGGGCAAUAGGAGCGAAACUUCAUCUCCCCAACUGUGAGACUCACCCCGUGGUCUCCAGCUGUUAUCGUCAUUACAUGGAAUAGUCAUGAUAAGCACACAGUGGUGACACAGCGACAGCCUCAGGCAAGGGCUGAACCUGUGUGCACGCCUGUGCGUGUGUGUGGCGGGGCCAAGCAGCAAAGGCUUCUGCCCGGAGUGGGCUCCAGCCAGUGUGGCAGCCAUGGGCAGAGAGCACGAGGUGAUGUCUGAAGCCAAGCGUGGAGUGGGGGCAGGGGAUAUGGCGCUAGAUCAGGUGAGGCUGGGCACUUGCUCUGGUCAGGAGACACUCUUGGGGUGGGAGGCCUGCUGGGUGGGUGUCCUAAGGCUCUCCAGGCUGCUGGGCGAGGAGUGAAGUGCUGGAGGCGGCCCCAGGCUCAGGACUGGCUGGGAUGAGGAGGCUGUUCUGCAGGGCAUGAUGGCAUUUGGGUGUGGCCAUCUGGCUCUGGUGGUGCCUGCUGGGUGCUGCGUGCUUAUGUUGGAGGUGGCAGCAGGCCCAGGAGAGAAUUAUGGGCUGGAGGCGUGGCACUGAGACCAGGGCCCGGGUUCUUCCAGGCCAUUCCCCAAACCACUAUGUGGGUGCAAGUGACACAGCCCCCCCAGAGCAAAGCGCAAGCCCUCAGAUGCCAGGGCACAUCAGCCCGGGGCCAAGCCACGGUGGUCUUCAGAGCUGAGCUGAUGGCGCCAUUUUCUCAGCUGAGUCAGGGAAGCCACUCGGCAGUCAGCCGCAGCAGGAGUGCUCAUACCAUGGGCACCGGCAGGCACCAUGACUGCAGUGGUCCCCAGAGAGCCGCUUGCUCAAUAUUGCCCCCACGCAGCUGGGCAGGCCGGCCCUGGCACUGAAGGUCUACCACUCCAUCUCUCCCUUGAGCCUCCUCUGUCUUAAGUUCCUGUCUGGCUGGGAUCGGUGGGCUGAAGCCCGCUGUGAUAGGACAGGUGGGGAGGGAAGGGGGCCUGCCUACUGGAACCAGGGGGAGAAGGGAGGUGGCCCCAGGGCUGGAGUGUGCCAGCCUAUGCAGCAGGCUCUGUGCUCCAAGGAGGCAGAGCUCCUGCAGCUGCCCUGUUCACCCUCUCCUGGUGGCUGCCCCAGGUCCAGUACCUGCUCCUGGGUCGCUGGGGCAGGAGACCUCCUAGCUCCCUUUGCCUCUGGCCCCCUCCUGGUACCCGGCCUGGGAGGCAGCAGUGGCAGGCGUGGGACCAGCAGCAGUCACUGGUGAGGCUCCCGGCCUCUCUGUGCAGCUGAUGUGCCCUGGCGUCUGAAGGCUGGCGCUUCACUCUGGGGGGCUGUGUCACUUGGGCCCACACGGUAGUCCUGGGAGUGACCUGGAAGAACCUGGGUCCUGGUCUCAGGGCCACACCUCCAUAUGUGUGAUCACACAUUUGAGUCCCCAGGUCUGUCUGCACGUGUGUGCAUGUGGUUGUGCAUACAUAGGCACACUGUUUUCAUGCAUGUGGGUCUGCAUGUGAGUGCAUACAGGCAUGCUGCGGUGAUAGUUUGCACAUAGACAUCUGUGUUUGCACCUGUGUGUCACAUGUGCCCUAUGGCAUUAAUCUGUUUGCACGUGUAUCUGCGUGUACACAUGUACAUGUGUGCGUGCACGUGUAUCUGCAUAUGCAUCUGUGCACGUGUGUGCAUAUGUCCAAGUGUGUACACGUGUGGUCUGUGGGUGUGUAUCUGAGUUGUCUGCACAUGUGAAUGUCAGUGGCUCUGAGGGGUACUGCACAGAUGUGAGGAAGCAGGGCCAUUUCCCCAGGAACCCUGACUGCCCCCUCUUCCUGCCCCGGGUGGGGAGGCCUCGGCUGCAUAAAGAGGCCGGGAGCCUCACCAGCGACUGCUGCUGGUCCCACACCUGCCGCUGCUGCCUCCCAGGCCGGGUACCGGGAGGGGGCCAGAGGCAGAGGGAGCUAAGGGGUCUCUUGCCCCAGCGACUCAGGAGCAGGUACUCAUCUGGGGGCAGCGACCAGGAGAGGGUGGGCAGGGGAGCUGAGCACAGACCCUGCGGCACUUGCCCACUUUGGGCUGGCUGGUCUGCGGCACAGCUGUCUCUGAGGGUCGCAGAUGCUGAGUGUGGCCUCACAUCAUGGAGUCUAUAACCUUGCUGGACAUCUUCCCUCCUGGACAGACGCCUGCCUUCAUCCUAACCCCAGCUGGGGACCGUCUGGGUUGGGACUGCGGAGGACCAGGAGCCUAGACUGGUUGGGGGGAGCCCUGGGACCCUAGGCACCUUGAAAGGGCAGUGGGAUCAGCAGGGGGCUGGAGGGAGGAUGGAGGUGGAGGGAUCCCCUACGGCCCCUGUGCAGGGUGUGGAGGGAGGUAGAGCAGGGCCACUGGGGGCCAAGGGGUUAUGGAGAUUGUGGACUGGUGGCACUUUCAGGUCUGGGGGCUGAUGGUGGUUCAGGCAUGGGAGGCUGUGAAGGACAGGGCUGAUGGGGUUGCAGGGUGGGGGCAAAUGGGGCCACAGGGACUUGGGGGCUAGGGAGCUGGAGGGGCCAGGAGGGAUUAGGUGGCUAGGCAGGCUGGGGAGACCCUCCAGAUGCUGAAAUCCUGUGGGACCCUCCCCAACAACCUGGGAGCGGCUGGGGGCUGGGGUGGUGGCCAUGAGUGCAGUGGACACUGAGACCCCCAGUCCCCACACACUUGAAGGUGCUUGCCUCACGAAGUCCCCACCUGCCUCACGAAGACAGCUCACGGGCGCUGCAUCUGCACGAGCAGGGGCCGGAUCAGGACCUGCCCGCCCGCCCCUAUGACCAACAUGAGCUGGAGCUUCCUAACGCGGCUGCUGGAGGAGAUCCACAACCACUCCACCUUCGUGGGCAAGGUGUGGCUCACGGUGCUGGUGGUCUUCCGCAUCGUCCUGACGGCCGUGGGCGGCGAGGCCAUCUACUCCGACGAGCAGGCCAAGUUCACCUGCAACACGCGGCAGCCGGGCUGCGACAACGUCUGCUACGACGCCUUCGCGCCCCUCUCGCACGUGCGCUUUUGGGUCUUCCAGAUCGUGGUCAUCUCCACGCCCUCGGUCAUGUACCUGGGCUACGCGGUGCACCGCCUGGCCCGCGCGUCUGAGCAGGAGCGGCGCCGCGCCCUCCGCCGCCGCCCCGGGCCCCGCCGCGCGCCCCGGGCGCACCUGCCGCCCCCGCACGCGGGCUGGCCCGAGCCGACCGACCUGGGCGAGGAGGAGCCCAUGCUGGGCCUGGGCGAGGAGGAGGAGGAGGAGGAGCCGGGGGCGGCUGAGGGCGCCGCCGAGGACGCGGAGGAGGCUGGCGCGGAGGACGCGUGCGCCAAGGGUGCCGGCGCGGACGGGAAGGCGGCGGGGACCCCGGGCCCGGCGGGGCAGCACGACGGGCGGAGGCGCAUCCAGAGGGAGGGCCUAAUGCGCGUGUACGUGGCCCAGCUGGUGGCCAGGGCGGCCUUUGAGGUGGCCUUCCUCGUGGGCCAGUACCUGCUGUACGGCUUCGAGGUGCGGCCGUUCUUCCCCUGCAGCCGCCGGCCCUGCCCGCACGUGGUGGACUGCUUCGUGUCGCGCCCUACUGAGAAGACGGUCUUCCUGCUGGUCAUGUACGUGGUCAGCUGCCUGUGCCUGCUGCUCAACCUCUGCGAGAUGGCCCACCUGGGCCUGGGCAGCGCGCAGGACGCCGUGCGCGGCCGCCGCGGCCCCCCGGCCCCCGCCCCCAACCCCGCGCCGCGGCCCCCGCCGUGCGCCUUCCCAGCCGCGGCCGCCGGCCUGGCCUGCCCGCCCGACUACAGCCUGGUGGUGCGGGCGGCCGAGCGCGCUCGGGCGCACGACCAGAACCUGGCAAACCUGGCCCUGCAGGCGCUGCGCGACGGGGCGGCGACCGGGGACCGCGACCGGGACACUUCGCCGUGCGCGGGCCUCCCUGCGGCCUCCCGGGCGCCCCCAAGGGCGGGCGCUCCCGCGUCUGGAACUGGCAGUGCUACCUCUGCGGGCACCGUCGGGGACCAGGGCCGGCCUGGCGCCCACGAACGCCCAGGAGCCAAGCCCAGGGCAGGCUCUGAGAAGGGCAGCGCCAGCAGCAGGGACGGGAAGACCACCGUGUGGAUCUGAGGCGCUGGCUUGCGAGCCAGAAGCGGGAGGAGGAGGGUUGUGGGGCUCCCGUGGAAACCUGUGACCCUUCAACUCAGCCUGCUCCUUAGCCGGUGGUCUCAGGCAGACCCUGCCCAGAGGGGCAGCCAGGCCGCUCAGGGAAGGGGCUGAAAGCGGCGGAGGAGUGCCCUGGCCUAGUCACUGCUGGGGCCAAGGUGGGGUGGAGAGGGGGCCUAGGAGGCAGGAAGGUCCCUCUGCUGUUGUCUGUACCCCAGGGGGGCUGGGGCACUGACGACUCCACCCGUAUCCUGAGCUGGAAUAAGUCUUCUGGGAUGCCAGCUUCCCUGGAGCAACCAAGGAGGCCCCAGGGUGCCUGGCAUGGGCAUCAGUUGGUGUGUGUGGCGCUGCUUGUCCCCAUUCUCUGCAACAGCAAAUGGGGCUCCUUCUUCAUCCCUCCCCCUCCCAGCCCCAAACUGAGACCCCCUUGGAGCUGGGAGCCUGGGUGGACAGCGCUGCACCCUCUGAGCUUCUGUGCUACCGCCCUUCCCUUCCUCUGGGAGACUUGGAGCUCUGCAGAGAUGUUGGCCAUGCCUUGCAGCUUGGACCCAAUGGUUGGUCCGGGCCUGGGGGUUUGGCCAUGCUGGGGGAAGGGGGCUCUUCCUGCCCAUGGCCUGUCUGCGCUCCUCCCUAAUUCAGACCCAGCCUACGGAAGAAAGGGAGUAAAAUAAAACUACCUUUUGUUUAUAA
Callithrix jacchus (white-tufted-ear marmoset) is the source of this 6102-nucleotide messenger RNA. The record is from RefSeq and is a predicted model, not a curated record. NCBI's taxonomy places the organism in Eukaryota, Metazoa, Chordata, Mammalia, Primates, Cebidae.